AGAAUGCUUUGUUCGAAUCGGAGUUUGCAAGCCGAGCCCUGGCACCGCGGCGGUGUUGAAGGGGGCUUCUCCAUGCGUGCAGCACGCCAGUCACUGCCACGAAUCACGUUCGCCACAGACGAUGCUCGGGCUCAAUAAGUAUAAGGAUGUUGUUCGUUGAAGCAGAAGACUCAAGCUGCAACUACGACCUCAACUGAUUAGUCGACCACUACAUUAAGACUUAUCUACAAAUCCGCGAAAAGCAGCAAACAUGAUCCCCAACAUCAAGACAAGAUUGAUGCAGGAAGUGAGUAAGGAGCGAGAUAAAUAUGUAACCAAGAAUGAACCAGAGACUAAGAAAGGCGACGAACUCGUCCAGGCAACGGCAGCUACAGUCGGCUUUGUAUCAGAGAUUAUUUAUCAUCGAAAAGAGAAGGCCUCAAGAGAAACAAGACACACACAGGUUGCACCACCUGAUGACUCUAUUGCAGCAUCAAAAUCACCGCGGGUGUCCGAAACUGCUGUUCCUGAGCCGGUAAUUACUAUUAAGGACCUCGCCGCUGCCUUCCUCGGUCGCCACCCAAUUCCCAACACAACACCGUCACAAGUGUCGAUCAAAUUGGCAACACCGAUUCUCAUCCCACAACGUCGCCCUAAUACUCGAGCUCGAGGAUUCACACCGGCCUUUGCACCGAUCUUGUCUUCGUACGAUAUCUCGCAAACCACGUUCCUUGAUUUUAUCAUUACGCUUAACACGUCCCUUGAACCGAAUCCGUAUCUCAAUGCAAUCAACCUAGCUGGCUUUGCGGGCGAAGCAUCGCCCGAGCCGAUCAUCUCAUUAAUGGUUGGUAUCGGAGUUGAAGUGGUCACGGAUGCGAUCAUGGAGGCGCAGAGCCGCGCCAAAUCGAAUGGGUUUCUGGACAAAGUGAACGAAGGGUUCUUUGCACCGAGAGGUUUGUUUGCUUUUGUGGGAACUUGGCGUCCGAACGACGAUGAGAACGAACAUGUCGUUGAUGUCAAUACCCAUGAUGGCACUUCCGCGUCACGGUCUGAACUUGGCAGCAACGAGAAGGUCAACAACAUUGCAACAGGCAAUGUGGAGGCUAAAAUCGCAUGGGGGAAUUUGAAAGAGCAAAUGCAGCGAGCGAUGGUGUCUGCUGGUGGUGAGGUCGCAACGGUCUCUACAGCGUCACUGGUGUGGGCUUCAGCCGAUGACAUUGCUGCUGCCACGCCGUCGGGCAUGUCGAAAAAGAAGGACCGUUUCGAUCGUGCUGGAGUGUGGCUCGAUAAUCAUGUUGAUAAGCACACACAAGUAAAGUGGACGCAGGAAUACCCGGAUCAUCCAUUAGCCAGAAGUUUGCCCAAGCCCGAGUUUCGAUCACGCUAUGCAGAUCCAACCCAUGCUGCUAGUAGCGGAGAUGUUGUCGCAUUGUUGACGGGCGGACAGUGGCACAUCAAGGAAGAUGAAAAGAAAAGGGAGAAGAAGUUACGGGAGAAAGAAGAGAGAGCAAGGAAAAAAGAGAACAAGCUCGAAGAGAAGGAGAAGAAGCUUGAGGAGAAGGAGAGAAAGCUUGCAGAAAAGCAGAAGAAGAAGCUCGACGCAAAGGAGAAUAAGCAAAAAUUUAAACAGAUCAAGCCUGAAGCGGAUAUUCUGUGCUCUAAGAAAGAUGUUUCGCAGUCUAGCAACAGAGCGGAAAACAGUGGUACAAAGAAGAAUACCAACGAGGCAGGCGAAGGGAAACCCGCUGAGAAAAUCGUGUGUAAGCCGAGCAAGCAUGACAGCGACAAACUAGCACAGAGUUCCAGCGAACGACCUGAACAGGACACAAGAUCAAGCAACGGGGUUAGCAGUCUCUUAAAAAACGACCUUUUGUAUCUGGUCAUCGUACAGCAUCCCUCCUUAUCUGCUAGUACCUGAACAUGACGAUCAUUUAGCCUCUCUUGGACCAAUUGAUGCAGCUUCCAUUCUAUUCGAAUCGGCAUGCUGCGCACGUGCAUGCUUUUCACCUUCACCCAACUUUCUGCC
This is a messenger RNA of Boeremia exigua, 2005 nucleotides long. RefSeq lists its product as uncharacterized. The transcript has 2 exons. Lineage: Eukaryota; Fungi; Ascomycota; Dothideomycetes; Pleosporales; Didymellaceae. The coding region runs from base 251 to 1897 and encodes 548 amino acids. The record is from RefSeq and is a predicted model, not a curated record.